AUGGACAAAGCAGAGACUUUGGGGGAUAGGAUUCUAAUUAUAGCAGACGGCAAACUGAAAUGUGCUGGUACCCCAUCUUACUUUAAUUCUAAACUAGGGGAUGGUUACCGGCUCUGUAUUUUGAAAGAUGAAGGUAUGCAUACUAAUGGACCUUCAGAGCUGGAUGGGAAUAAAGAUGCUCAGAUUCUCACAAUGGUAAAACAGAUAAUCUCAGCUGCCUUUAUAUCCAAGCAUGUAGACAAUGUCACAAUCCCAGUGCAGAGGGACGAACAUUUUGUUCCAUUAUUUAGACUUCUAGAGAACAAGAAAAGUGAGUUGGGGAUAGCAAGUUAUGGUAUAUCAGACAGUGGUCUUGAACAGGUGUUUGUGAAGGUCACAAAAAGUGGCGAGGAGGAUAGCUGGGAUUGUCUACACUUCUCACCUAUAUGUACAUCUUUCUCCUUGAUCUGAAGCUUAUAGUUUGAGUAAAGACGAGGGGGUCCGACAUUCUGUCCGUGGGCAUGUCUUGUAUUCAAUAUAUUUUUAUAUCAGUGUAACUGUUUAUAAAUAAAUGGUUUUCUUACGCAUUGCUUAUGUCACAAGCAUCCACUUGAACUG
Ruditapes philippinarum (Manila clam) is the source of this 597-nucleotide messenger RNA. Its product is annotated as phospholipid-transporting ATPase ABCA3-like. Gene Ontology annotation, biological process: transmembrane transport; lipid transport. The record is from RefSeq and is a predicted model, not a curated record. Bases 1 to 450 code for a protein of 149 amino acids. NCBI's taxonomy places the organism in Eukaryota, Metazoa, Mollusca, Bivalvia, Venerida, Veneridae. The transcript has 2 exons. Gene Ontology annotation, molecular function: ABC-type transporter activity; lipid carrier activity. Gene Ontology annotation, cellular component: intracellular membrane-bounded organelle; membrane.